Molecule: messenger RNA, 3150 nt
Organism: Cydia pomonella (codling moth)
Lineage: Eukaryota; Metazoa; Arthropoda; Insecta; Lepidoptera; Tortricidae
Exons: 4
Coding region: 22-1188 (388 amino acids)
Source: RefSeq, a predicted model, not a curated record
CUCCGAUGAAGUGCUGAGAUAAUGAUGCAUGUCAGCGGCAGGCGUAGUAUGUUGAGAACCCGCUCGAAAAGCACACGUAUCUACUUAUUAAGCGCGAUGUCGGAGGCUCCGGCGCCCUGCGUGUGCGACCUGACGCUGAUCAUGCGCGCGCGGCUGCUGUGCGGGCUGUACAGCAGCCGCGCCGUGCCGGCGCGCUGGCGGUCCCUCGCGAGAGCAUAUUGUAUCACUCUGGCCUUUGUCUCAGCAUGCUUCAUCUAUAUCGUGAUUCGUUACUACGCCUCUCGAAUAUUUUGGCUAAUUCUACCGGCAUACGGCCUAUACUAUAUUUCUGCGUUCUAUGCACUCUGGACUGAAGACGAUUACAUUUACAAAUUCUUUACCCAGAAUAAAUUGACUGAUGUCACGUUGGACUCACCAAGGAUUUUCAACCGUUUGCAGAGGCAGAUGCAUCAAGCGUAUAUUUCUGUGUUUCUGUUUCAAUUUGCAUAUACGGGUGUGCAAAUCUUAUCUUUUCCCGAAAAUACUAUUUUAUCAGUAGUAAUAAUUACUACAUCGAGUAUUUGUGAGCUAUUAGUAGUAUGUUCGGAUUUAACGAAGAUGCUGGUGAUAGCGCUGUUCGACGCGCGACUACUGGUGCUGAAGAGGCGGCUGCAGAGGUACGGGUUCCGGUGCGUGGGCCGCGCGCGCCUGCAGCCCUACUGCCACAUCUACCACCAAAUCAUACAGGGACUCGAUGAUACCGACAAUCCGCUUAAAUUAAUGCUAUUGCUAGACUGGGUUUGCAGCUGCUGCAAGAUAACAGCCGCCUCUGCUUAUUUCUAUUACUUAUUCUCAAUUGGAGCGCAGGACUUUCAAUAUAACGUGACGGCGGCACGCAUUCUGUUCGCAUUAAUGGGAGCGAUCAUUCUAGUGUAUAUCAGUUUCGGUCACGUGGCGCUGCUAGAGUCGGCCGCCGCGCACUGCGAGGAUAUGGCCGUAUACACAGCCACGGAGCUCAUCAAGACACCCACGGCGGAGGAACGACAACAGAUGCACGCGUUCUUGGGCGCGCUGGAGCAGCGCGGCGCGCGCUACUCCGUGCUGCGCGCGCUACCACUCAACGCGCGCUUCGUGUUGAGCGCGCUUCACUUCUGCUCCGCGCAAAUAAUUAUUAUCAUUAGCAUAAUGCGAAAAGAUACAACAUUCUAAAUAAAUAUCUGCGGACAUCGGAUAAUCUAUAAAAUUUAUAUAGGUAAUUUAAAAAUAAUUGCCAAGGAUUGAAGACUAAAAUAAAUUUUGGCAAAAAUUUCAUUUUUGGUGCAAGCUUUUAUCGCUAAUUGUACUUUUCAUGGUAAUUAGUUACCGAGAACUCAUCGAGAUAAUUCUAACCACCCCAAACACAAUUCGUAUGCGUUGUUUUAUCAGUUUCAUCCCAGAGUUCCCAUGGCCACUUCCUGUCUGCAUCAUCAGAUCAGCUACAUUUCAUCGUAAUAUCGCAUUGUUAUCCGAUUUACAUAUGCAUGCAAAUGUAGCUUCCAAGAUUAAUUUGACCCGCACUAAAAUACAUACUAACAUUACUAACAGGGCAAGUUAAAUAAAACAAGUUAAUACAAAUCACAAAAGGUCAAAAUGUAAAAAUAAUGUGACCUGCGGCUGUAGCACGGUCGCAUUUUCAUCACUUGUCACAAUGCUUGUCACUUUCGCACUUACAUACUUGUUAGAACGUGACAGGCAUAGUGACAAGUGAUAAGAAUGCGACCGUACUAAAGUCGCAGCUUUUCUAGUGCUGCCUUUGAUUCUGUUUGUGGUGUAUUUUUAAAUAACCGACAAAAUAAAAUUGUUCAAAAUGUUUCAUUUUAGGAUAUUUUUGGCUGUACCUAAUUAAUAAAGUUUGUAUAUUUUUGCAUAGGGUUAUUACUGCAAUGUCCUGCUGUUAGGGUGCAGCACUAGCACUUGUUCUUGUGUAUAUGUCAUUGCAAAACACCGAUUGAAUACCAAUGUAGGCCAAUGUAUAAAAUAAUUACUUCACAACCACGUAAAAAAAUAUUUUUUUAUGAUAUAACCGGUAUUAGUUUAUUGGCGGUGGUGCAAAUCUAAAUAAAGAACAUAAAUUCAAAAUUUAAAAACUAAUCGCUUGAAUAGAUCUCGAAAAAUAAAUACAUUUUACCAAUAUCAAUUUAAACUAAUGGGUAAAAAAAUCACAAACAUAAACAGGGUCGAUAUUGAUCACUUGCUUUAGCCAACAUGUUUUGUGAAAUUUAGCUCUUCAUUUUAAGGCCCUGCAUCGAAAAAUAACGGGAUCUUUGAAGCGUGGCAGUGGCUAGCCCCGGAAACAAACAGACGUGAUUUUCGGAUAUAUGUAUCUUGACUAUAUGAUAAGAGGUAUGAUACUAGUCGAAACAAAAAGGCUUAAAAUUUUCUCGAUAGAAUAUAAAUCCAAAGUUACAUCUACAUUUUUAGUGUUUACCUCAGUGCAACUAGAAAACACAUCUUCAUCCAGCAUAAUCCACUUUAAAGUAAAGGUUUUCAUCUCGUCUUAAACAUCAUUCAACUAAAUAUUAACUUAUUAUCUUAUACAAACGGAUUUAUUCUCGUUUUUGAUUUUAUGAAUUCAACAGAAAACGCCCAUUUUACGCAGUUCGACUUCUCUUUUUGUCAUGCGUCAAAGUCAUAUAUGCGUCCUUUAUGCCAGUAAUGUUAGAUGGCCGUGGUGCCUCAAAGAGGUAAGACCUAUGUCAAAUCGCGCAGCGCUUCAAAUUACGUAAAAUCGACAUAUCCAAUAAACGUUGAGUCGUAGCUCUAUUAACUAGUAACGGAAUCCGAGGUCUACUACGAAUGGAGCUAUCUUUACAGGCCUAUACGUUACGCAUGUGUGCGUGUUUGCUUAGCUACGUCAAAGUCAAAUACUCUUUGAACAAUUACAACGGGUAAGGAAGUUUCGACAGCAUCUGUAAUGUAUCGGUAGCUGUGUCGUGUAGACACCAAAGAAAAAAUGCGAGACAUCUAUAGACCGAUCGAAUCUAAUCGUAACUUUUUGUUUUCUUUUUUUGUUACUAUAUAAUAUCUUUAUUGCUUAUUUUCUAUUUUAUUGUAAAAGUAAAUCUUGUCUGUCUUAUACAGAAAUAAGGUUAUUCUUUUAAAUAUGUGUAUUAAAAACAUAUUUUAAUGACA